AGUGUACCUACUUAGUCCCCACCACAUCCAAUAAUUCAUUAAAACCCUUCCAACCCCUUCUAUGGUUUUUUCUCCCUAUAAAUCAUCCCAACCUUUGCUUCUUUCUCCUAAUAAUUUCAAGUUUUAACAAAAUUUAAUUUGAGCAUGCCACAUAUGUCUACCUUCACCACCUGCUUCUUUCUCUUGAUUCUCAUCCUCGCUCUCCCUCGUUCCUUAAGAGGAGAAUCAGAGAUAUAUGAGAUUGAUUAUAGAGGACCUGAGACCCACUCAUCGGUUGUUCCUCCUCCUCAUCACUUUCAUAUUGGAAAGCCUAAGCCUCAAAAGGGUUCAGUUAGAGGAACCAAAGCUUUGGCCUUGAGGGACACUACUUACAUACAAAAUAAUAAGGUUAAGAAAGUUCAUGGAUGAUCAAGAAGCCUUACGGAUUAAAUGGAGUACAUUAAAAUUUAGUGCAUGGAUGAUUAAUUAAUGGAGAAGGGUAUAUAGGGAUUGGUGAAAUUGGACGACAGAAACAUGCAGCUACAAAUGCAUCAUGUCUCAAUGUCAUCAUGCCAGCGAAGCUUUAUCAUCUCAAUAUUAAUGCUUUCGUCCAUUUAAAUUAGAUUCAUAAAUACUGAUAUAGGCUUAAAUAAGAGAGUGUUGACUCCUAUAGCCCAUCAAAUAAAUUGAGUUGGCUCAAAUAUUUCAAGUUUCAACUCUCUGAUCCUUCAUAAAUAACUAAAAUUUGACAUGUACUUUGCCAAUUUGAUAAGUCAAAUAAAAGGUUGCAUUGGAUUA
Cajanus cajan (pigeon pea) is the source of this 777-nucleotide messenger RNA. The record is from RefSeq and is a predicted model, not a curated record. Lineage: Eukaryota; Viridiplantae; Streptophyta; Magnoliopsida; Fabales; Fabaceae.